Diatraea saccharalis (sugarcane borer) is the source of this 581-nucleotide messenger RNA. The record is from the annotation of a GenBank genome assembly. NCBI's taxonomy places the organism in Eukaryota, Metazoa, Arthropoda, Insecta, Lepidoptera, Crambidae.
AAAGAAAUAAUUCAUAAAGAAAAUAAUUAAAACUAUGGAAUUACCUAACCGUGUAAUGAAAGAAAACGCUUUAACCAUAUCCUAAUGUAUUCUAUGAUUUUCCAUCACAGGUAAUCCAUGAUAACAUAGACUACGAACCCUCCGGUUGGUUAGAGGUUACCCUCACGAGGGUAAGUAACUUAACAAAGGACUUCUUCAAAAGUAACGGCUCAGCGAUGAAGAUUAUACUGGCGUUUGUAUUUAAUGGCCUUGUCAUUGGUUACUUUAUUGGCAGCUGGUACUAUUGGGCAAAUUUUACACAAACACCGUUAGAAAUAUGUAAUGGCUUCGGCAGUCUUAUUGCUUUCUUGGGAAUCAUAUACUUCUUCGUUCUAUACUUCAUGGUGGUCAAGAGGUAUUUCGGCAAGUGGUUCGAGCGAUCCGUGUGGAACAAGGUGAAGAGCGUCGCUGGAUCCCUAUGGAGAUUUGUGUAAGUAGCUAGUAAAAAAGCAUAUUUCAAACCUUUGAACGAUGAGUUAGUAAACUUAAAAAUGCUACAAAAAUAAAUGUAAUACUUAUGUGAAAAGGUGAUUUCUUAAUCA